Messenger RNA from Penicillium paradoxum, 396 nucleotides. RefSeq lists its product as uncharacterized. The transcript has a single exon. The coding region runs from base 1 to 396 and encodes 131 amino acids. The record is from RefSeq and is a predicted model, not a curated record. NCBI's taxonomy places the organism in Eukaryota, Fungi, Ascomycota, Eurotiomycetes, Eurotiales, Aspergillaceae.
AUGCACCCCCAGUCCAAACCCCCCGCCGGCCCCAUGCCCCCCGACCAAGCCCCGGCACGAUCCCGCGACCGCGCGGGCCCGCGCGCGCCCCCCCCCCCCGGCCCCCCGCCCCCCCCCCCCCCCCCCCCCCCGCCACUCGGCUGGCCUGGUGUGUGGGGAGGGGGGGGGGGGGGGAGGGGGGGGGGGGGGCGCGCACCCCCACCGGCCGCCACCCGCCCCCGGGGGGGCGCCGGGGCGGCGCGGGGCGGGGCGGGGGGGAACGGGGGGGGCAGGGGGGGCAGCGCGGAGGCGGGGGCCCCCGGCGCCCCCCCCCGACGCGAGGGCGAAGGGCAGACCCCCCCCCCCCUGCCCGGCUUUGUUUGUCCGGGCCCGCACCCCAAAAAAAAACCCCCCUAG